AGAACAAAAAAUCAUUUGCUUUUUAUUUUUUUUUUUCUUCUCGUUCUGAAAAAUUGCAAUUAUUAUAAAUAAAAGUGCACUCAUUACACGAACGAAGAGUAAAAAGUGAAAAUUUUUUUUAAAUAAACAUUUUGUGUAAUAAAAUCAAAAAAAAAAAAGAAACACAAAAAUAAAAAAUAUAAUAGAAAAUUUUCUUUUUGUUGUCUUUAAAUCAUAUAUGAUGACAGCGAGCAGUGUAGAAUUUUUUCCUUGUCGCGUGCAAUUAAUGGGUUUGCCACGUUCUACGGCCACCGCUACCGCUAGUAGCGGUGACUUGCCAACCGCCCUAGUACAACGUAAUACACCGAAUAUUACACAAACAACGAGCACAGUAACGUACAGACGUCCACCGUUGGCUAAAGUGCAAGGCGUUAGCCGCAAUUUGUUCGGUACACCAAAGCCCGGUGAGAUUAAUCAACUGUUUCAAAAGGAAGCUCAACGCCAACGUUCGUACGUAUUGCAACGUUACAAUUUUGAUAUUGCAAGUGGAAAACCCACAACCAAACAACAACAUCCCACAGCAGCUGUGGUAAAGGCCAAUAUCAACAUUAAUGAACGGUAUCUGGUUACCCAAAUACCUGGCAGCCUGAUCGAGCGAGAAUUACAGGAACACGAACAACGUUUGCAAAAGGAAAAAUGUAGCUUAAAUCGCUCGCCGCCCGAUGAGAUUAAGUGCAGCAACUUUAAACAGAAAGCAACAAAAAAUCUUAGCUCUGGCUUAAAAGUAUUGCGUAAUCGAACAAUCAACCCCUCCAUAACUUGUCAAGGCGACUCAACCUUACCAGCAGCAGCAGCAGCAGCAACAUCAGCCGCACCUGGAGCAUCGCUGUUCUUGUUGUCAUCAUCCUCAGAACGCUACAAACCUUAUAGCAGACAAACUCUAAUAACAGAAUGUUUUAAUUUACGUAAAAACAAACAAUUUAUUGCUGCUGGCAGCGGUGGUGUUGUUGGUAAACUAAUAAAAACAGCAGCUAAAUACGAAGUAUUAAAAUUACCACAAGAGGAGAUAACAACGGCAACUGUGACAGCGACAACGACAACAACGGCAACAACAACAGCAACGGGAACAGCAACGGCAACGGGAACGGGAACAUCGUGUCAAUUGCACUCGACAGACUUAUCGGUAAAUAAUAAAAAGUGUCUUGAAGGGAGAGAAGACAACACCGACAACAGCAACAACAAACAUGUUAAUAAUAAUUUGCAAACUGACAACACUAAAAGCAACACAAUAGACACUAACAAUGAUGAUAAUAAUAAUGAUAAUGAUAACGAUGAUGGUGGUGAUGAUAAUGAUGAUGAUGAUAAUAAUGAUGAUGAUGAUGAUGAUGAUGAUGAUAUUGAUACAUUAACAGCGACAGGAGGAACGACAAUCAUGUUGCAAGUUUCAGUGUCAGCACAAAAGGCGUCACGCAAUAUGACCUCCAUCUCAACAGCUAAUGCGCCACAUACGCAUCAUGCGUAAAACUACUAAAUAACAGAAUAAGAAACGCG
This is a messenger RNA of Glossina fuscipes, 1530 nucleotides long. Its product is annotated as myb-like protein A. The transcript is spliced from 2 exons. The record is from RefSeq and is a predicted model, not a curated record. Lineage: Eukaryota; Metazoa; Arthropoda; Insecta; Diptera; Glossinidae. Bases 218 to 1501 code for a protein of 427 amino acids. Gene Ontology annotation, biological process: regulation of cell cycle. Gene Ontology annotation, cellular component: nucleus. Gene Ontology annotation, molecular function: cyclin-dependent protein serine/threonine kinase inhibitor activity.